AGUACUCCUUGCAGCACUUGAGAAACAAACAAAUCCAACCAAAAUGCGCUCCUGCGUCCUAUCUCCCACUCUCCCGUCUCCUACUCGUCAUCCUCUCCACAGAUUCAAAGCCCCGGGCGCCUCCCGCUCCGUCCCUUCCAUUCCCUUUUCUUCUUCUUCCUCCUCCUACUCUACCAAUGAAGUCCCCAUCGACGAGGAUUUUCUCAAGAAGUACGCACCCAAGGAAAAAGAAUCCGAGGAAGAAGCUCGCCGCCGCAACUGGAUCGAGCGUGGUUGGGCACCGUGGGAAGAGAUCCUCACUCCCGAGGCUGACUUCGCUCGCAAGAGCCUCAACGAAGGGGAAGAAGUCCCUCUUCGCACUCCCGAGGCCAUCGAGGCCUUCAAGAUGCUUAAACCAUCCUAUCGACGUAAGAGGAUGGAGGAGAGUGGGCUCUCCGAGGAGGAGUUGCUAGCACAGCAGUUCGCUGUCAAGGGGGAAAUUCCUGAACUUAUUGAGACGACCUGGGCCGGGGGUGUAGUGGCUGUGCGGGCGGUGCCGCCUAGGGAUUGGCCGCCGAGGGACUGGGAGGUGGAUGCCGAGGAACUGGAGUUUAUUCGUGGCGCACAUAAGUUGGAGGCUGAGAGGGUAUAUUUGGAGGAAGAGAUUAGGACUGAUGUUGAUUCCAUGUGUGUGGAGAGGUAUAAGGUUUUUUUGAAGCAGUAUAAGGAGUGGGUGGCUGCUAAUAGGGAGAGGUUGGAGGGAGAAUCCUACAAGUUUGACCAAGAUUACUAUCCAGGUCGAAGGAAACGAGGCAAAGACUACAAAGAUGACAUGUUAGAGCUUCCUUACAUAUAUCCUGGACAGAUCUGUAGAGGCAAAGUGAUAACAUUACACCUUCACCAGGGAGCAUUUGUGGACAUCGGAUGCGUUCAUGAUGGUUGGGUUCCAAUAAAGGGAAACGAUUGGUAUUGGAUUCGGCACCAUAUAAAAGUUGGCAUGCAUGUCUUUGUGGAAGUACUGGCUAAAAGAGAUCCUUAUCGUUUCCGAUUUCCUAUUGAAUUGCGUUUCCUCUAUCCCAAUAUAGAUCACCUGAUAUUCAAUAGGUUUGAUUUCCCACCAGUUUUUCAUCGUGAGGAGGAUACAAAUCCUGAACAAUUAUGGCGGGAGUGUGGAAGGCCACCAAUACCUAGGAAAAGACCUCCAGUCAAGAUGGAAGACCAGUCUUUACUAUCAGAUCACCCUUAUGUUGACCGGUUGUGGCAGCUACAUGUUGCGGAGCAAAUGAUCCUAGAUGAUGAAGAGGCUCAUCCUGAAAAGUACAUGGACCAGAAAUUCAUCGAGAAUGCACUUUUUGAUGAAGAAAACAGUAUUCAGUACACAAAAGCAUACUAUGAGAAGGCUUUACUCCCAAUGACAAUUUUGAAUACAAAUUUGAAAGAACUUGACCUGGAUGCUGCUCGAGCAGAGAAUCAGCUUAACAAAAAGUUAAGAAAGGAAGCUGAAGAGAGAGGAGAAGUAUUUCAAGUUAGCAAGCUGAAACGGAAUAGAGAAAUGGAUGAGUAUGAUCUCAUGCAUUGGCGUCGAUCGUUGGAAGAGAGAGAGGCUUUGGUUAGAGAUAUUAGUUGCCGAAAGGCUCUUGGUCUGCCACUGGAGGAGCCUGGAAGAUACGAUGUAAAUUCUGCAUUUUGGAAGAACAAAUAUGAUCCCACCAAUCCUUUAUAUCGCUAUGACUAUUGGGGGGAGCCCAAGCACUCUGAGAAGAGCCGUCAACAAAGAAUAACUGAAGACCACAACAGAUCAAUUGUUGGAAACGGCACUGUUUGGUAUGAGAUGUCCUAUGAAGAAACCAUCAAACAAAGAAUGCGUCGAGAAGCUCAAAUGAAGAAUAUGCCCAAAGAGACAAAGGAUGUAGAAGAGGGUGAUGAUGAUGAAGAUGAUCUAGAUUUUGAUUAUAGCAUAUUUAGCAAUUCAAGCAACUCUUCGGCCGAUGAUAAGCCACUUGUUAAUGGUACUGAAUCCCCCAGAUUGUCAGAUGAGGGUUUGUUUGAGAACUAAUUCCUCUUUUAGGUUAUUUGUGCUUGAAGUGGAAUAUUUUGCAUGUA
Dendrobium catenatum is the source of this 2082-nucleotide messenger RNA. RefSeq names its product protein PLASTID TRANSCRIPTIONALLY ACTIVE 10. The record is from RefSeq and is a predicted model, not a curated record. Lineage: Eukaryota; Viridiplantae; Streptophyta; Magnoliopsida; Asparagales; Orchidaceae. Gene Ontology annotation, cellular component: chloroplast; plastid-encoded plastid RNA polymerase complex. Gene Ontology annotation, molecular function: RNA binding. The coding region runs from base 44 to 2035 and encodes 663 amino acids. The transcript has 12 exons.